GACGAUCAGCUGAUCAGUGUUUACAUCCCGCACUGUGGCCGCUCGCGCUGGAUGUGAACAGAGGCUGAAACCCGACGGGAAAAGAAACGAUGGAGGAGACGAACCCACCGCGGAACGGCUGUUAAAAGUGACCUGUAAACCGACACUGUGUGUUGUGGUCAGACGCUGAGUCACCGAAGUGCAGUUUCUUUGUUUGCGGUGGAGAUCAGAUUUAGCUCAGAGCCCAUCUGCUGCCUUUUAUUUCCAGCCAGACCGACUGGGUGCAUCUAAGCGUAUAACUACAAUGGGUGGAGCAGUGAGCGCAGGUGAGGACAAUGAUGAGUUGAUUGACAACCUGAAGGAGGCUCAGUACAUCCGUACAGAGCUGGUGGAGCGUGCCUUCAGGGCUAUUGAUCGUGCUGACUACUAUCUAGAGGAGUUCAGAGACAGCGCCUACAAGGACCUGGCCUGGAGACAUGGCAACAUCCACCUUUCUGCUCCCUGUAUCUACUCUGAGGUGAUGGAGGCACUGGACCUGCAGCCAGGCCUGUCCUUUCUCAACCUGGGAAGUGGGACAGGAUACCUCAGCACCAUGGUGGGCCUCAUAUUGGGUCCUUUUGGUGUGAAUCACGGUGUCGAACUACAUGCUGAUGUCAUUGAGUAUGCUUAUCAGAAGCUGGACUGCUUUAUCAAGACGAGUGACAGCUUUGACAGGUUUGAGUUCUGUGAGCCGUCGUUUGUUAUGGGGAACUGUCUGGAGAUUUCCCCAGAGAGCAGGCAGUAUGACAGGGUGUACUGCGGAGCAGGAGUUCAGAGGGAGCAUGAAGAUUACAUGAAGAACCUGCUGAAAGUUGGUGGUAUCCUCGUUCUACCUUUAGAGGAAAAGCUUACUAAAAUUACUCGGACGGGAUACAACACAUGGGAGACCAAGAAGAUCAUCGCAGUGUCCUUCGCACCUCUCGUACUACCAAAACACAGAGAAAAUGGCAAACCCAGAGCAGUAUCUCUACCUACCAUGUUUGAGGUCCGAAGCCUGCAGGACUUGGCUCGCAUCUCCAUCCGGCAGACGCUGAAGAAGUCAGUGUCUGGGUCGUGGCCUCUGCCCCGGAGAGUGGGGUCCAGAGGCAGGUCCCGCCUGAAACAGAAACGAGAACACCGCGACUCCACGCUACUGACGAAUCGCUACGUGUUCAUGAGUCGUCUGAUCCCUGGACCUAUGGAUGACAACAACAACCAGUCAGGGACAGAUGAUGAAGAGGAGGACUGCAGAGGGGUUUGUGAACGCGAGGAGGACGAGGCAGAAGAAGACGAAGAUGGGAGGAGGAAGGAGGGAAGAGUUCUGCUAAUUGAAGCUCCUGUUAAUGUCCUGAGGGAGAAGAUCCUCAGCCUCCCUCUUCCGGAGCCACUCAAGAUGUACCUUCUAUAUUACAGAGAGAAGUAAGCCCAGCUCAGUUACGGACUACCUACAGGUACCCAAUGCCCCAUCAGUCCAACUCCUGCCUUGUCAGCAGAGCUGCAAAGUGCAAUUUUUUAAUGGUCAAAUAAUUAGUGGUUACUAUAAAGGAUUCAUCAGUUUUUUUGUUAUCAACGGUCAAGCACAAACAGCUUCUUUGAUAAUGCUGUGUAGACUUAUUCUGAUGUAUCGUCGCUGUCAUAUCAAAAUCUCAUAAUUCUACUUUUUGUUUACAGCUGCCCUUUACGUUGUGGCAACAUUUCAUAAAGAUUAACUAACAGAAAUGGUCCAACAUCUAGUUAUUAGGCCUGUUAUGAUCAUCAAAUUAAUUUAUGAUUAUUGUCAGAUAAAUAAUUGCAAUUAACAAUUAGUCUUUUUUGCUUGUUGUAUGCAAAUAUUAAAAUACAAGUCUAAAGUAGCCAAAUUGACUGAUUUUGACUGCUUCCUAGCUGUUGGUACUUAGUAGCUCCCAACUGACGACAGACGCAGCUCGAGCUCAAACAAACCAACAUUACUCAUCACUGCUCUUUAAAGGUGUCAUAGCACCAGUCACAAGUUUGUCCUUUUUAAUAAAGGUGUUUUCUGCUUUCUUUUGCAUUUGCCUCAGCUGAACGGUUGAAAACGCACCCAAUUCACAUUGUGAGUUGUGACAUAAGUUAACCACUGUGGAAAAUAAUAGCGAUCAGACAAUUAUGCAAUAACUAUGACAGGCCUAAUAGUUACAUUACCCCAUAUUAAAUAUAAGAAUGUUUUUCCCUUCGCCUAUAAAGUUAUCAUUUUAGGAGGUGUAUGUUUUCAAUGACAGCGACAAUAACACUGUUCAGUGCAAAAUGUUUCACUAUAUAUUAAAAUAAUAUUUUUAUAUAUUCAUACAAAUGAGCCAAAAUAUUAUAACCUCCUGCCUAAUAUGUUGUUGGUCCUUCACAUGCUGCCAGUACAGCUCUGACCCACUGAGGCAUGGGCUCUGAAGGUGCCCUGUGGUAUCUGGCACCAUGACAUUAGCAGCAGAUCCCUUAGAUCCUUUAAGUUGUGAGGUGGAGACGCUGUGGAUUGGACCUCUUGAUUUUAACUAUCAUUAAAAAUUUCUGCCACAGUAGCCCUUCUGCCCUCCUAAGACCACUGUCAGUAGGUACUCACCACUGCUGACUGGCAGCUCCCCAAAAGCCGUUUUGGAGAUGCCCUGACCGAGUCGUCUGGCCAUCACAAUUUGGCCUUUGUCAAAGUCACUCAAGUCUUCAAGCCUGCCCAUUUGUCCCACAUGUUCACUAUGAUAACCAGCUGUUCGCUUACCAUCUAAUAUUCCAGAUCUUCACAUGGGCCUUUGAUAAGCAACAUUAUUUUCCUUAUCCAUGAGUGGUCAUAAUGUUUUGGCUCAUCUGUGUAUAUAUAAGUAUUAAAGCUUGAAUCAGAAAUUGCAAAAAGGCAUUUAUAAACAACACAACCAAACUUAAACCAGUACAAACUAAAUAUGAACAGUAAAUAUAUUCGCUUUUAGUAAAUCUAUUUUUGACCAGGAGUGCCCAUAACACUGUUAAAACAGUUCCUGAUUGGGCUAUCAAGCAUUGUGUAUUUCUUCUUUCAAAAAUAUUUAGGACAAUAGAAGAAGUCAAAGAUUUGCCCUGUUCCAGAACAAAUCAUCCCUACAUGUCAACAACCUCUUUUUCAAUAUAACUGAAUCAAUAUAUUUCUCUUACUGCCUGCUGAUGUUAAAUGUAGUCUCCUAGGUUACUAGCCAGGUUUUUUGCUUUUUUGUUUGUCCCCUACUGAGACAGAGCCUUCACUGGAUUCCUUUGCUCUUUCCUUCUUAUGUCAGUAGAGUUAUUACUCUAAACAAUGGCUGGUAGCCUGCUGAAUCACAAAUCUUGUGUUGUGUGGAACCGUUUGGCUUUGCGUGUUUUUAUUGUGUAUUUCAUCUUUAUCUCGGAUUUUAGAGACUGAUACAUUUUAUGAAAAUGAAAUGACAAAAAAACUUGGUGUUUGUUUUCAAUGAAGUGUGUGAAAGAUUAAAUUACUUCAGUGAUAUGUGAGAAGUUCUACUGUGCUUUGGGAAAAAAUGCUAUAAAUAAAAGAUAUGCCUAACUCCACUGAAGUUAAGAGGGAUGUAGGAGUAUAGUAAGUUCUCAUCCAACAGAGUGAUCCGAAUGUUUUGCUUCGGUUAUCAUGGUUUGUAUUAAAUGUCUGUCUCUGUGUGCCAUGCUGAGUGCUACAGCACACACAAAUAUAAUAAAUGAGUCAUUGUGGACUCGGGUGUUUCAAAAACCAAGGACUGCCAUGAAUCGCUUUUCCGGGGCAUUAUCAAAUAGUGGGAAGACAAGUGAUGACACUGCCUAAAUUUACAGUGGGGGGGAAACAGGUUUUCAGACACUUUUGCUUUUGUUAAAUGUUUCCAGUGCAUAUAUCCACUCAAUUUACAUACAUCUUCUGACUUUAUGAACAAAAAGUAUGUAUUUGUAAGAAUCGACAGAUAUGUUUAAAAACAAAAUAAUUGAUAUAGAAAAAAUAUUCAGACACCAAAAAUAACAUUAGUACCUUGCUGAAAAGCUGUUGUUGGGAACUACAGUUUCAAGAUACCUUCAGUAAGAAGUAAUUUGCUUUUUGUCACAUUGUGGUUCAGUUUUGGCCUUUUCCUCUUGGCAAAACCCAAACAAAGUCAGGAGAUUGGCUUGGCCAUGAAAGCACCUUCCUUUUUUAGAGACCAGUCUUAAGCUAUUUUUGUCUCUAUGUUCGAGGUUGUUUUCUUGUUGAAACAUCCAUCUUCUCCACAGAUUUAGUUUCUUGGCUGACGGGAUUAAAUUCUUCUCGAAUAUCUGCAGCCUUUCUUUCUCCAAACAUGACAAGCUGAAUUACUUAAAACUGAACCAGCUGUACUGACAGGGAAGUUUAAGGUCUUGGCUGUGGUUCUGUAGUUUUUUCCAUUCGAGUGUUGUUUAAUAAUUGUGUCCCUGAGAUCUUUAGGAAGCCUCUUCACCUUCACUACGUUACAUGAAAUCUUCCCAGCGAAUACCAACUUCCAUUUAUCGUAUAGGUGCACUUUGCUCUACAUUUAGUGUUAUGCUGGUGUGAGUGGAUCAGACACAGCAGUGCUGGUGGAGUUUUUGAAGUGUUCACUCACUGUCCACUCUGACACACCCAUCUUAUUGGUCCACCUUGUAGAUGUAAAGUCAGAGACAGUAGCUCAUCUGUUGCUGCAGUUUGUGUUAUUUAUCCUCUAGUCCAGUUGUGUCCGAUCUUAUCCCCAAAGGGCUAGUGUGGCUGCAGGUUUUCACUCCAAACAUGCUGGAGCACACCUCCACUUGUUUAAUCAGUCGGUCUUGGUCUUCAAAUGUUUCAUCAGGUGACCUCCUGUUUUGUUGGAGUGAAAACCUGCAGCCACACUGGCCCUUUGCGGAUAAGACUGGACAUCCCGAUCUAGUCCUUCAUCAGUGGUCACGGCACACUGCCCACAGGACGCUGUAGGCUGGAUAUAUUUGGUUAGUGGACUUUUCUCAAUCCAGGAGCAACAUUGAGGUGUUUAAACAAUACAGCAGCACCGUACCGCCAGCGCAACACACUAACACACCACCACCACGUCAGUGUUACUGCAGUGCUGAGAAUGAUCCACCACCCAAAUAGUACCUGCUCUGUGGUGGUCCUGUAGGGGGCCUGACCACUGAAGAACAGGGUAAAAGAGGGCUAACAAAGUAUGCAGAGAAACAGAUGGACUACAGUCUGUAAUUGCAGAACUACAAAGUGCUCCUAUAUGGUAAGCAAGGCUGAUAAAAUGGACAACGUAUAUGUGAGUAAGUAAUAAGAGUCUAUACUUCAUCAAUUCAAUUUUCAAAACAUUUAAAAUCUCUUAGUUAUUACCUUUUCUUUUGCUAAUACAUAUAAAUACAUAUAAACUACAUUUUGUUCACUGUUCUAAAUCAAUAAGUCGAAAGUGGCUAUAUGCACCGGUUGUAUAUUCAGUAUUACCAAACUGUGUCUAAAUACUCGUUUCCCCUCACUGUAGGUGAUUGCUGGGACAGAAAUUGCACCUUCUGUUCAUGAACUACAUCCAAAAGUGACAAUUCAAUGUAGGUGUUUUUGCUGAGUCACUUGUGAAUUGAUGUCCAAUUGUGGUACAACGUCAGAGCUUUCUCAGAAUUCUGUGGAAAUAUUUAAAGACUGACUGUCAAAUGUAGCAAAUCCUAGAGGAGCACACCUUGCCUCAAUUUUGCAUUUUGCAGUUUUUAAAUGUGCCCACACUGUGAGAAUGUCUGAAGAAUGUAAAAUUUGCCUUUACAGAUCUGUGUUCAAGAACAUAUAGAGCCACAACUACUGUUUAUGUAAAAGUCAAAUAAAGUUUGAAAUGGUAACAUUA
Colossoma macropomum (tambaqui) is the source of this 5774-nucleotide messenger RNA. It is a transcript of the gene pcmtd2a, whose product is annotated as protein-L-isoaspartate (D-aspartate) O-methyltransferase domain containing 2a. Gene Ontology annotation, molecular function: protein-L-isoaspartate (D-aspartate) O-methyltransferase activity. Gene Ontology annotation, biological process: protein modification process. The record is from RefSeq and is a predicted model, not a curated record. Bases 284 to 1420 code for a protein of 378 amino acids. Gene Ontology annotation, cellular component: cytoplasm. The transcript is spliced from 6 exons. NCBI's taxonomy places the organism in Eukaryota, Metazoa, Chordata, Actinopteri, Characiformes, Serrasalmidae.